UCUCGCUCACGAUCAAAAAUAGUAUAAAUUCAUGAGACUCAUCAGUUGGUGAGUUUAGUCAACAGUUUACAUUCAAUCGAAAAAGCAAAACGUUCUUGCUGUGAGUGAUUUUUUUUUCUUCAAAUUAGUGAGUGAUAUUGUUACAACUGCCAUUACAGGAAGCCAUCUACCAAGAAGGAGAUUAAUAAAAAUUUAAAGUCAAUAUGAUUAAGGUCUUUGGCAUUAUUGCCGUUUUAAUAUCGGUUACAAAUGUUUUACUGGUAUCAGGUAUGGAAUACGGUCAGGGUUGUUCAAGGAACCCAUGUGGUCAAAACGCUAUAUGCCAAGAAACUUUGGGAGGAAGACCCGUUUGUAGCUGCCCAAUUAACUAUUCAGGCAACCCACUCAGCUACUGCCAAAAAGGAGAAUGCAAUGAUCACAUUGAUUGCAGAUUAGAUCAACAUUGCAUGAAUAAUAGAUGUACGAAUCCUUGUGCUGGAAAGUGCGGAAUCGGUGCCAAUUGUGAAGUAGUGAAUCAUGUUGCUGUUUGUUCUUGUCCAGCAAGAUAUCGAGGAGAUCCGCUCCAUCAAUGUAGAGCCAUUGAUCCAGAUGAAGCCUGCCAUCCAUCACCAUGCGGCGUCAACACGCAAUGUAGGGUUGAAAAUGAACAACCUGUUUGCACAUGUUUAGCUUCGUUUAAAGGAAAUCCAAUAACUGGAUGCAAUCAUGAAUGUGAAAGUGAUCACGAUUGCGGUUCUAGUCAAUAUUGCAAAAACUUCAAGUGCUACAGUGCCUGUGAACAAUGUGGAAAGGGUGCUUUAUGUAAUGGAGUCAUCAAUCAUCGUCCACAGUGCGAGUGUCCUAAAACAUACAUUGGUUCACCAUUUACUGAAUGUCGACCAGAAUGCUAUGGCGAUGUCGAUUGUCCAUCUUCUAAACCAGCUUGCAUCUAUGGAAUUUGUAAGAAUCUUUGUGAAGGCGCUUGUGGCGUCAACGCCAAUUGCAAUUUAAGAGGAUUGACUCCAAUUUGUAGCUGUCCAAAGCACAUGACUGGUGAUCCUUUUGUUUCAUGUAGACCGUUUGUUCCUGAAGAUUUAUGUAGACCAAAUCCUUGCGGAUCAAAUGCUAUAUGCACACCAGGACAUGACAAUACAGGAAAAGAAAGACCAGUUUGUAGCUGUCCUGCUGGAUAUACAGGAAACGCUCUAAGAUCAUGUCAGCGUGGAGAAUGCUUAGCUAAUGAAGAAUGUCCUGACAAUCGUGCUUGCAUAAAUUAUGCUUGCGUUGAUCCAUGCAUCGGAAAAUGUGGAAUCUCUGCUAUAUGUAGCCCAAAGAACCAUUUAGCAGUAUGUACGUGCCCAAAUGGAUUUUCUGGUGACGCAAAAGUUAGCUGUCGACAAUCAAGAACAUUGCCAAUUGCAAGAUAUUCAAGAUCAUUGUUGAAGCAGUUCAAUGAAACUGUUGCAGAUAUCGAGGAUGAUGUUGUUCCUAAAGUAUAAAUUUUUAUCAAGUUUUCAUAACGCAUAACGUAAAAUUCUGAAAUGAAAGUUAUGCUUAGUACCAGAGAAAGUGAAAACAGUCAAUUUUAAUCGGCUCUUUAUUUGUAAAGUACUAUUUUGUGUAUCAAAUUUAAAUAUAACUAUUUUUUUAUGAUUUCAAUUUCCCAUUUUUUAAUCAUUGACGUACCUCUUUCAUUCAUUCAUUCUUCAGUUUUUAUGCUUCUAAGCAAAUACGAGUACAUUGAUGAAAAAGAAAAUCAGAACCUACUAGGAAAUAAUUUCUACAUGAAAAAUGCAGAUUGUACAACACAUUUCGGAUGAGAAUGGAAAUAAAAUAAAAAUUUGUUAACAACACAAAGACAAAGUUGGAAAUUGAAAUAAAUUUAAAUACUUUUGUUUGGAAUAUAUUCGAAUCAUUCAUUAUUUUCAUCGUUGAUAUGGAAUUUAAAACUCAUUGUCAAUAGAGCGAUUGGUAUACGGGAGGAAUAAAAUUAUUUUAGUUCAAUUAUCUAAAACUUCUAAUUUGAUUAUUUUAAAGCAUCAUGAUUAUUUAAGUUUAUUUACACAAACAUAAUGAAUUGCGCAUCAAUUAUGAAAAUAAAUGAAGUCAUGACAAAAAUAUUGGGAUCGUAAAAAUAUAUAAUUAUUAGUUUUUUAUAGAUCUUAUGUAGAUGGAAGAAAGAAAUGUAGUAGUUCAAUACCUAAUGAAAUGAAGAUUUAUAGUCAUCUGAAUAUUGAAAUUUUAAAGUUUCUAAUCAUCACCAAUCAUUCUUUUUUCAUGCGAUUAAUGUAUUUUUUAAAAAAAAUAUUAAAUGUUCAUUCUUUCACAUAUAAAAAAUGUACAAAAUGAUUUUGAUGACAUUCUCAAUAGUUUUUUCCAUAAAAUUAACUAGCAACAUUUCUUUUUUUUCUUUUGAUCUCUCGAAUUGUUAACUUUAAUUCUUCCCUCACUUUCCUGCUCAAUCUGUUGACGUUGAGUUUGUUUUUUAUGGCGUAGUACUUUCUCAGUUAUCGCUAAGAACAUUUCUUCUACAUUCAAAUUAUCUUUGGCGGAUGUUUCAAACAGUUGAAUUCCCAUUUGGUUAGCGAAUCGUUGGGCAUCUUCUGUUAAUACCACUUUCCUCUGUGGAUCGUCAUUUUUGUUUCCGACUAAAAUAAUAAUUUUAAGAUUAAAGAUUGAGUAAGAAAAAAAGUUGCAAUUAAGCGUUUACCAAGAACUUUAUUUACAACUUCACAAUUUGAAUCAAUUUCUUGCAGCCAUCGCUUCACAUUUGCAAAUGAUUCUCCAUUUGUUACGUCAUAUACAACUAUAACACCAUGUGUUCCACGAUAGUAUCUAA
Molecule: messenger RNA, 2818 nt
Organism: Chironomus riparius
Lineage: Eukaryota; Metazoa; Arthropoda; Insecta; Diptera; Chironomidae
Source: the annotation of a GenBank genome assembly